Molecule: messenger RNA, 1536 nt
Organism: Strongylocentrotus purpuratus (purple sea urchin)
Lineage: Eukaryota; Metazoa; Echinodermata; Echinoidea; Camarodonta; Strongylocentrotidae
Exons: 1
Coding region: 1-1536 (511 amino acids)
Source: RefSeq, a predicted model, not a curated record
AUGUGUCCUGGCAUCACAGACAAUCUACUUGAGGUUGAUGACACCCGCAAAACAGCAAUCAUCGACCGUGAGCUAAAGAGGCUCAACAUUGACAUUGCUGCUCUGAAAGAGACAAGACUCUCUUCAGAUGGCAGUAUCAGAGAGGAAGACUACACUAUAUUUUGGCAGGGCAGAGAACCACAGGAAAGGCAACAGCAUGGUGUUGGAUUUGCAGUAAGGAACUCCUUACUCUCCUCAAUUGAACCACCAAGCAGAGGCACAGAACGCAUCCUCUCACUUCGACUGCAAAAAGACUCAGGUCCAGUGAACAUCCUGGGCACGGAUCAUGACUCCUGGCCCAAAUGCAUCGGACGCUUCGGCAUUGGAAAACUGAACGAGAAUGUUCAAAGAUUGCUAGAAGUCUGCACCUAUCACGACCUAUGCAUUACGAACACGUUCUUCUUCACAAAACCAUGCCACAAGGUAUCCUGGAGACAUCCCAGAUCUCAUCACUGGCACCAGCUUGACCUUGUUAUUACACAAACUUCAUCCUUAAACAGCGUCCAAGUCACUCGUAGUUACCACAGCGCUGAUUGUGGCACAGAUCAUUCACUGAUUGCCAGCAGGGUGCGCCUUCAGCCCAGGCGAAUACAUCGCUCAAAGCAGAAAGGUCGCCCCCGCAUAAACACUGCCAAGAUAUCGAAUCCUGACUUGCAUGAUCUCUUCGCCGAUUCCAUCGAACAGGCCCUCCAGGACUGUCCAUCUACUAGUGCUGAAGAGAGAUGGAAUCACAUUCGCGAUGCUAUCCAUCACUCAGCCAUGGAAAUAUAUGGCAAAAGAGAAAAGCAAAACCCAGACUGGUUUGUAGCUGGAAUCGCAGAAUUGGAGCCUGUCAUCGAAGCAAAGCGAGCAGCACUCGCUAACUACAAGAGUGAUCCAUCUGUGAAGACACUCACAGCUCUACGAACAGCAAGGAGAGAUGUCCAACGGGUUGCUAGACGCUGUGCCAACAAUUACUGGUUGAGCCUUUGUCAGAGCAUCCAACUGGCUGCAGAUAACGGGAACACCCGGGGUAUGUACGCAGGCAUAAAAAAGGUCUUUGGACCAACCAUCAAGAAGACAUUACAACUCAAAGGAUCCACAGGGGAGGUUAUCACAGACAAAAAGCUUCAAAUGGGAAGAUGGAUUGAGCACUAUCAAGAGCUGUACUCACGGGAGAUUGAGGUCAAUGAAGCUACCAUUGAGAGUAUUGAAAGCUUACCUGUCAUGGAAGAUCUUGAUAGUGAACCCUCAGAAGAGCUGAAAAAGGUUGUGAACUCCCUUUCUUCGGGUAAGGCCCCAGGAAAAGAUGGCAUACCCUCAGACAUAAUCAAAGUCGGAAAGGACACAUCUCUUCUACGCCAUCUCUAUGAGCUUCUCUGCCAAUGCUGGAAAGAGGGAACGAUUCCACAUGAUAUGCCUGAUGCUAACAUCAUUACCUUGUACAAGAACAAAGACACUCUCUCUACUUUCAAAACUGGGCUUAAAACUCACCUGAUGCUCAAUGCAUAUUGUUAA